AUGAGAAUAUUGCAUUUGAUGACAGUAACCAAAGAACAUGAAGCAAGUUCCAUAACUCAAUCUUCUAACAUUUCUUCCACUUCAAUCAAUCCUUCUAAUAACUCUUACAACCCUUCUUCUAACAACUCUUCUAUUCCGACUUCUCUUGAAACUUCUUCGCCAAAUAAUUCACAAACGAUUGGUACAAUAAUGAAACAAGGAAUACAAUCAUACAUGGAAGCCAAAAAUUUAAGAUUAAAACAAGCGAAUGAUUCAUAUUUUGCCGUCUUGAAAUAUAAUACCCUUUUUAUGUACGACAAUGAAAAUCAAUUGGAUUGUAAAGGUGUAAUAAUAGUGUCAAAUCAUGAUGUGUCAAUGUAUCCGGAAAAUUUACCUGAUAACGAAAUAUUUUUAAAACCUACUUCCAUCAGGUUAAAGAAAAAGCAAUCAAUAUAUGCUGAAAUGGAAAAGAUUAAUGAAAACAACAACAAUGAAAACAAUAAUGAUAAUGAUUGUACAACUGAGCCUUUGGUUGGUGACGGUAACAGUAGUAAUAGUAGUAGCAGAUCGACUAUGGCUACAUGUUAUUAUAUAUUUUGUGAUAGAUGUGUUGAUAAAGAGGAUUGGUUUUUUGCAUUGCAAAAAUCCUCAAAACUCCAUUCAAAUUCACCCGGUCCUCAGCCACAAAUAGUAAAAGAUAAAGCAGAGUUUGAUCAACAUGCAAUGACCAAUUUACUAAAAACAAUCAACUCAAAUGAUGAUCACAUAAAAACUCAAUGGUUAAAUGCAACACUAGGAAGAAUAUUUCUUUCAAUCUAUAAAACAAACACAAUCAAAGAAUAUUUCAUCCACAAACUGAAGAAAAAAAUCAAAAGAGUCAAAAAACCAAAUUUCUUAAGUGACAUACAAAUAAAAUCAGUAGAGGUAGGUGAUGGAAUACCUUAUAUUACCAACCCUAAAUUGAAUGGAUUAUCUGAUAAUGGUGAUUUAAGUGUUGAUCUAAACCUGGAUUAUAAUGGUGGAUUUAGGGUGGAAAUAGAAACCGAAGCUAUGAUUUCGGUUACAAGAUUGAGAACCAUUAAAUUGUCGUUUGUUCUUGCAGUGGUCUUGAAAGGUCUGCAAGGUAGAUUGUUGUUGAAAAUCAAACCACCACCAACAAAUAGGAUUUGGUUUGGUUUUUAUGAAAUGCCAAAAUUGAAUUUAUUAAUUGAACCAAUAGUUUCAGAAACUCAAUUAAAAUUCUCACCAAUAAUUAAAGCAAUUGAGUCGAAAAUUCAUGAAAUGAUUAUGGAUACUGUAGUAUUGCCCAAUAUGGAUGAUUUACCUUUUUUCCCAAAAUCCUCGGCAAAUAAUAAUGAUAAAAGUGACCAUGAUGUAUUGGCUAGUAAUAACAAUAAUGAUACAAAUGAAACAAAAAUUAUGCCAGCUACAGUCAACGAACAUAUUAAACAUGAAAUAAUAAAUUCAAAUACAUCCAUGGAUAACAAUAGUCCUGCUGAAGGAUCAAAUGAUUCGUGUAGUGGUGAAUCUAAUUUGACCAAAUCUAAUAAUUAUGGACUUGGAUACGUUACCAAGCAUUUGAAACGGAACGUCUCCUAA
Messenger RNA from Entrophospora candida, 1578 nucleotides. The record is from the annotation of a GenBank genome assembly. NCBI's taxonomy places the organism in Eukaryota, Fungi, Glomeromycota, Glomeromycetes, Entrophosporales, Entrophosporaceae.